AUGCUAAGAGAAAGGAAUCAAAGGAAGAAAAAGUUCAGAUGGGGAACUUCGAAAUUGGCAACUCUCCACAGAAUGGCCAAGCAAUACUGCCUAUGUAGUUUAGCAAAGCAAAAUGAAACUUGAGGUGACCUCUCUACCACUCCUAACUCUACUGAAGAGGAAAGCAAGGCCAAGGACCAGAUCAGUUCUCUGAGUUUAAAUCAAGCCGUAUCAUUAGUGACCCCUAUUGAUGGAGAUACAAUUCAUGAAAUAGCUUACCAAUUUGGUUGACUUACCCAAACUAGCAAUAGGCUUGGAAUAUUUGCCUUUGUUCCUACUGAAAGCAUCUACCCUCCUCCUGUAAUUUACCCCUAUCCAUCAGAAGAGCCAGUGACCUCUGGAGGAAUUAUGCAGGAUUUGCCAAAAUCCUUAUCAACACCAAAGCCAAUAGAAAAACUGAACGUUCGCACUGAAGGAAAUAGCACGGGAGAGACUACACUUACCCAUUGAGGGGAAUCGUACCAGAAGUGAAUGGAGUAUUUGGAGGUAUUUACAAAAAAGCCAGAAAGACAGUCAAAAAUAGGAGCGCCUUAUAUAGACAAGAAUAUUACGAGAGAAGAGCUUAUUUUGGCCAUCGCAGAAUCUAUUAGAAGUAGGCUGAAAGGGAUCACUAAGGGAUGUAUCAGCGGGACUAAGGAAAGAAGAGACACUGUAAGGCUCAAGGCCUUUAGGAUGGCUAAAGACGUCAUUCGCAAGUGUCUUUUUAAUACAGAGCCUAGGUGUAGAUACAAAUCAGGUACAAGCAAAAAGUAUAGUCGGUCCUUCUUUUGAGGAUUCCAAAGCUUCAUGAAACUCAUGUCCGAAUCUGGCUUAAGAAAAUGUCUUAGUGAGUUUAAGAAGAAAUAUAAGCAAGAGGGCUGGUGGAUUUCAAAUACAAUGGGCUUUGAGCCUCACUCUUUAGAGCCAGGGUCGAACAAAUUGUUCCCUAAAGAGUUCUUUGAGUUCAUCUCACUCGGAUUCAGCAAGAAGAAAGUUGAGAAUUUGAUAAUGAAUUUUGAUUCCGCUCAAAACUGCCUAAAUUCUACAGAGAUCACCGAAUUCUCACCUUCAAAUUGAUUGGUUAGAAACGACGCUGCAGAAAUAGCAGAAGUGGUGAGGACUACGAUAAAACUGAAGAACUCUCAGUCCAAGAAAAAUAUAAUUAAGCUAGUUGAGAAAAACAAGAUGCUCUUGGAAGCAUUUAAAAUUAUCAUGCUCCUGUCAUCAAUUGAUUCCUCUAGUAAUGGGUAUUCGAUAUCUGAGAGCUCAAAGGACGGAGAUAACAUGAUUAGAGAAGUCAGGGAGGUUAUUCAAGAACUCAUUGAGAUUGGAGACAGCAGUCACUCACACAAACCCUGUCCGCUUUAACCCUGCAUGCGGGUAAAAGCAAAAUUACCAUGAAGAGGCUGAGAAAGAUGUUUAAAGGU
Messenger RNA from Moneuplotes crassus, 1445 nucleotides. The record is from the annotation of a GenBank genome assembly. NCBI's taxonomy places the organism in Eukaryota, Ciliophora, Spirotrichea, Euplotida, Euplotidae.